AAGUUUAGCAAAGUACCUUAAGUAAUCUUCUCAAAUUUCUGCCUGCCAACAGUUGUUAUUCUGCUACCCUCUAUUCAACUGUGAUGUUUUCGUUAGGAUCUUUCAAUGUUAAUAUCGAAUAUGUUGUUUCUUCUGUGUGCAGAAGCAUAGAAAAUACUUCCAGAUAAGGGUCUUAUGGAGCAUUUUUUUUGGGGGCUAUGUCAGUUCAAUUUUGAUAGCUCAAAGCUUUGGUGAUGUAUAAAUAGAGUGUCAUCCUUGAAAUCAUACAAGGAUGACACUUCCAAAGCCAGGAUGCAUGCCCAUUACAUUGAAUUUCUUAGAAUCGUUGUUUUGUGCAUUUUGCAUACUGCUGUAUUGCCUGCUAAAAUUUUGGCACUUUUAGUCAACUUUUGCUUUAACUGCUUAUAACAAAUGGACUCCAGACUUUAUGCUUUUCAUUUGACCAUGUAAUGUACAUCUUUAUCAAAUGGCUUUGCCCGGGAGAAAAUUGCUUGGGAGGAAACUUCUGACUGUUGUUUGUAAAUUACAGUUUGUCUGGGAUUGCUUUGACAUUUAUGCCUGCAGAUGCAUCAAGGCUUACUUUGUAGACUGUUUCAUCAUCUCCAACUACAUCGGUAAGGGUUCUGUUCUUUUUCUGCUUGCUUUUAUGCUGAUUUUGAAAAAUAGCUAUUGAUGGAUGAUUGACAUCAUGUAUAGAAUUAAUGCUUGAAUGCAAUGGAGCAUAUUAAACCUUCUGGCAAAACAUUGGAAAAGGUUAUGAUUGUUGAGUUGUCAAUACCUUGGUGAAAAACAGUGUAGACAUCAGAUUAGAGUUUCUUAAAUGUAUUAUUCGGAUUUUCUUAAACGAUUUCAGCUUUUAGAACAGUGGAAGUUGAAACUAUAGAUCUGAACUUCUGAAGCUUCUGAAGUUAUAAAUUCGAGAAAACUUUUAGGGCAUGUUUGGUUGCCCAAGACCUUAGAAAUAAUCUACAGGGAAGUUGUGAGCUGUUGAGCAAUUGCUUGCACUUGGAAUAAAUUUUUUUUCAGAAU
Rubroshorea leprosula is the source of this 1029-nucleotide messenger RNA. Lineage: Eukaryota; Viridiplantae; Streptophyta; Magnoliopsida; Malvales; Dipterocarpaceae. The record is from the annotation of a GenBank genome assembly.